UUGAACAAACAAAAAUCCCGACCAAACUCUUUUAUGCGUUCACAGUUGGAACCAUCAACUGCUUCAAACCCCACAAACCCUUCUUUUAACCCCUCCCUGACUCCACAUUCCACUCCCACCCAUACCAAACCAGGAUGCUUCUCAAUCUCUCUCUCUUUCUCCUCUUCUUAACCGCCAGUAACAUCACUGUUCAAGCCAUUGGUGUGAACUGGGGCACUACCUCUUCGCAUCCACUACCACCAGACAAAGUGGUGGAGCUCUUGAAGUCUAACAAAAUUACCAAAGUCAAGUUAUUUGAUGCUGACCCACUUGUGUUACAAGCUCUUUCUGGGUCUAACAUUGGUGUAACUGUUGGCAUUCCCAAUUCCAUGCUUAAAAGCUUGAAUUCUUCCAAGAAAGUUGCUGAAAGCUGGGUUCAUGAUAAUGUUACCCGCUAUGUUUCUAGUGGUAACAGUGGAGUUCGAAUUGAGUAUGUUGCUGUUGGAGAUGAGCCGUUCCAACAAAGUUACGGUGAGCAGUACCAUCCCUUUGUUAUUGGGGCAGCCAUGAACAUCCAGACAGCUUUGGCCAGAGUGAGCUUGGCAAACCAGGUCAAGGUUGUGGUUCCAUGUAGUUAUGAUACUUUUCAAUCAGAAUCCAGCUUGCCCUCCAAAGGACACUUCAGGCCUGACCUCAAUAAAACCAUGACUGAACUCCUAACGUUUCUCACUAAGCACCACUCACCAUUUUUUGCUACCAUCUCCCCAUUUAUGAUUUCCCACCGAAACAAGAACAUUUCUCCUGACUUUAGUCUCUUCAAAGAAACCAAGCACUCUCGUAAUGAUGGCCAUAGAACAUACAAAAACAGCUUUGACCUAGGCUACGAUACCCUGGUUUCUGCGUUAUCAACGGCUGGGUUUCCAGAAAUGGAUGUUGUUGUUGCAAAGAUUGGUUGGCCUACGGAUGGAGCAGCCAAUGCCACCCCAUCCGCUGCUGAGACAUUCAUGAAAGGUCUAAUGGAUCACCUUCAUAGCAAAUCAGGUACCCCUCUUAGGCCUCGGAAUCCACCUAUAGAGACAUACAUAUUUAGCUUGCUAGACGAGGACCGGAGAAGCAUAGUUAAUGGAAAUUUUGAGAGACAUUGGGGAGUUUUCACCUUCGAUGGUCAAGCCAAAUACAAUGUUGAUCUUGGCCAGGGUUCCAAGAAUCUAGUAAACGCACAGUAUGUUGAAUAUCUUUCUUCCAAGUGGUGUGUUGUUAACAAUAACAAGGACCUGUCUAAUGCAACUGCAAGCGCCUUGGAUGCAUGUUCAACUGCUGAUUGCACCGCACUUUCUCCUGGUGGAUCCUGUUUCAAUAUCAGCUGGCCCGCGAAUAUUUCAUAUGCCUUCAAUAACUAUUACCAGGUGCAUGAUCAAAGGGCAGAUAGUUGUGAUUUUGGGGGUUUGGGUUUGAUUACGACAGUUGAUCCAUCAGUAGGUAACUGUAGGUUUCCUGUUGAACUUCGCACUUCACAUUCGGAGUCUCUGUAUGGGACCUGUCUCCUCCAAUGGAUGAUCUUGCUAACCAUAAACACGAUAUUACACGAUUUCUUGUGACGGAGGGAUAUCUGAGAUUUGUUGCACCCUUUUGAUUUGCCUCAGGUUUAUGCAGUGCAUGAUAGUUGUUGUAGGAGGUUUGAUGUGCACUGCAAGAAUCUUUACACUGUUAGAGCACAGUAGUCGGAAAAUGACAUCGGUUGUUCCUGUCAAGAUUUUGCGGUUGUUUCUUGUUGAAAUGAAAAGGUUUUUCAUUCACAGCAUCCCAAUAAAUACCACUAGUUGAUUGCAUUCGGAAAUGUCUAGCGAGUGGGGAAGGUGUGGAUUGCCCGAAGGUAGAGGUUCAGGUUGGAUUCUCCUUGUGGGCGAAAAAAAGGAAGCUGAAAUCUGCAAUUUGCUUUUAAGCCUUUACCAGUGGUGGAACCCAAGGCAAAAUUAAAAAGCCUGAAUUUUUUUUUGAGAUUGUUCUUUGGUAAUGGUGAUUGGUGAGGUUAUUAAAGUUCAUUAUCAUUUCA
Populus nigra (black poplar) is the source of this 2032-nucleotide messenger RNA. Its product is annotated as glucan endo-1,3-beta-glucosidase 9. The record is from RefSeq and is a predicted model, not a curated record. Gene Ontology annotation, biological process: carbohydrate metabolic process. Gene Ontology annotation, cellular component: plasma membrane. Gene Ontology annotation, molecular function: hydrolase activity, hydrolyzing O-glycosyl compounds. The coding region runs from base 135 to 1577 and encodes 480 amino acids. Lineage: Eukaryota; Viridiplantae; Streptophyta; Magnoliopsida; Malpighiales; Salicaceae. The transcript has 2 exons.